UGUUAACAAAGAUAAAAAUUAAGGUUAGAAUACGGAUGCCUAGAUUUAAAAAAAAAGAAAAAUGGGGGAAUCAAUAAAACAAAGACAAGUUGGCAUGCUAAUAAAAAAAGAAGUCAUAUUGGAAGGUACUUUGCUUCUGAAAGAGAGUCCUUUCGUUUAUAUCCUUAGUUCAAAAUAUAGGACUGAUUAUUGCGAUUUUUGCUUCAGGAAAUCCAAUGAAUUGUUGAAGUGUUCAAACUGCAAAUAUGUGUAUUAUUGUGGUCGACCUUGCCAGAAAGAAGGAUGGAGUUUACAUAGGUGGGAAUGUAAAAAUUUUAAAAAAAUUUCCCCAAAAUUGUUGCCAGAUGCAGCGAGGUUGCUAUAUAGGUUGCAUAAGAUUCUGGAAAAUGGGGGAAGUACCAAAAAGUCGUACUAUACUGAAAAAGAUUACAGAACUUAUAAAGAUCUUAUGUCCCAUUACCCUGAGCUAAAAAAGGAUCAGAGAAGGAUGGAACAUCUGUCUUCUCUGUAUGGAGUCCUGUAUGAAUUUUGUGAUAAUAUGUUACCAAACUCCGCAGAAUUUAUGGGCAUAUAUGGAAGAAUGUGUAUUAAUAGUUUUAAUAUAUGUAACCAGGAAUUACAAAGUUUAGGAACAGGUAUUUACCUGGCCGCUUCAAUUAUAGAUCAUUCCUGUGAGCCAAAUGCAUUAGCUGUAUUUGAAGGAACCACUUUAUAUGUUCGGUCUCUAGAAAAAAUGUCCUGCCUCGAUUGGUCUAAAGUGAGAAUAAGCUACAUAGACGUAAUGGGGUCUACAGAAGAUCGGCUUAGGGAAUUGCAAAAGACCUAUUAUUUUUUAUGUGACUGUGUUAAAUGCAUAGAACCCGAAUGUGUAGAUGACAUGUACGGGGCAGCUUGUCCAAAUCCCAAAUGUAAUAGUAGCAUAAAUAUGAACAACAACCCUACACAGUGUAUUAAGUGUGGCACGGUUGUUACUCAAGAUUUUGCCAAUAAUUUCAAAGACGUUUUGGAGUUUACAGAAAUGCAUUUAGAUACAAUGAAGCAAACCACUUAUUUGGAUGUUUGUAAAGUGUGCUUGAAACGUCACCAACAAGUGUUAUUUAAAUUUCAUCUAAAACACGUGAAAGUCUUGGACCUCGCAUUUGAAAGUGCAAUUGAUUUGGGCUUAUUUGAUGAAGCAUUGCAAUAUGGACUAGAGUUGAUUGAAGCCUACCGGAAAUAUUAUCCAGAAAUACAUCCUCUAAGAGGGUUGUUGCAUUUGAAGCUCUGCAAAUUAUUGCUGUAUGAAGGUAAAGUGACAGAAGGAAUCAAUCACUUAAAAAGUGGCACACAGAUAUUAAAAAUCACCCAUGGGUCUUCAAGUUCCCUCUACAAAUCAGAAGUGCUGCCAUUAAUGCAACAGUGCAGAUGUAUUUUAAAUGGAGUAAAAUGAUCGGACAAAGUAUUUUUUUAAUUAUUGCGUUUUUUUGCUUCUUGAAGUUAUUCCAACCAAUAAUUCAGUAUUGCCAAACACCAACAAAUGUUUUACAAAAUUAACUGUACCUUUUGAUUCUUGAUCCUUUAAUCAAUUGUAAAAUGA
This is a messenger RNA of Cylas formicarius (sweet potato weevil), 1576 nucleotides long. Its product is annotated as histone-lysine N-methyltransferase SMYD3-like. Lineage: Eukaryota; Metazoa; Arthropoda; Insecta; Coleoptera; Brentidae. Gene Ontology annotation, cellular component: nucleus. The transcript has 7 exons. The coding region runs from base 62 to 1429 and encodes 455 amino acids. Gene Ontology annotation, molecular function: protein binding. The record is from RefSeq and is a predicted model, not a curated record.